GAGAGAAUCGACAGGAGCAUCAGACCAACCGUAGAGAGCAUAAUCACGGACGUGGUAUCGGUGAUCAAAUUCGGAUACAUGGCAACUCUUGAAGAUUCUUUCUACGCAGACCUUGACGAGUUAUCUGACAAUGAAGCAGAACUGGAUGCUAGAACAGAGGAGGAAGACAAUAUUGACAUGGAAGACUUAGAAACCCUAAACUUAGAUGAUCUCUCGAGAGUUUCUAAGCUACAGGAAACUCAUAGAUACGCUGAUAUAAUGCAUAAACUGGAAAAGGCUCUCGGGAAGGAUUCGGAUGGAGGAGCAGAGAUGGGAACUGUAUUGGAAGACAAGCUUAUCGUUGAUUGCAAUCAGCUCUCAGCUGAUAUCGAGAAUGAGAUUGUGAUCGUCCACAACUUUAUCCGCGACAAGUACAGACUUAAGUACCCAGAGCUUGAGUCGCUGGUACAUGACCCAAUAGAUUACGCCCGUGUCGUGAAAAAAAUUGCCAAUGAGACAGAUAUAACUCUUGUUGAUAUGGAAGGCCUUCUUCAACCAGCUACUGUUAUUGCUGUUUCAGUUACUGCUUUAACCACAAAAGGGAAACCACUUCCAGAUAGUAUCCUACGAAAGACGUUAGACGCUUGUGAUCACGCUAUUGUUCUUGAUUCGGCAAGGAAAAAGGUUCUUGAGUUUGUUGAAAGUAAGAUGGGAUCUAUCGCACCAAAUCUCGCUGCUAUUGUCGGGAGUGCUGUUGCAGCCAAGCUUAUGGGAACUGCUGGAGGUUUAUCGGCACUUGCAAACAUGCCUGCUUGUAAUGUUCUAGUUCUUGGCCACAACAGGAAGAACCGUGUCGGAUUCUCUACUGCAAUGUCACAGUCUCGUGCGGGUUAUUUGGAGCAGACAGAGAUUUUCCAAAGCACGCCUCCUGAACUUCGAAUGCGCGCUAGCAGGCUCUUGGCUUCAAAAUCGACUUUGGCAGCAAGAGUUGACGCUACUAGAGGAGAUCCAUCUGGAACAAACGGGAAAGCUUUGAGGGAGGAAAUCCGCAAGAAUAUUGACAAGUGGCAAGAGCCUCCUCCUGCAAGGCAACCUAAGCCACUUCAUGUUCCUUAUUCUGUGCCUAAAAAGAGAAGGGGUGGUCGCCGUCUAAGAAAAAUGAAAGAAAGGUAUCAAGUGACAGACAUGAGAAAGUUGGCCAACAGGAUGGCGUUUGGUACACCCGAAGAGAGCUCUCUUGGUGAUGGAUUAGGUAUCGGAUAUGGAAUGCUUGGUCAGGCUGGGAGCAAUAGGCUGCGUGUUUCGAGCAAGCUGAAAGUUAAUGCUAAGGUCGCCAAAAAGCGACAGUUCACAGGUGGUUCUACUACCUCUGGUUUGAUGACAUCAAGUCUGGCUUUCACUCUUGUGCAAGGAAUAGAGUUGUGCAAUCCUCAGGCAUUAGGAUUAGUGAGUGGGAUUCAAAGCACUUACUUCUCAGAGUCAGGAACUUUUUCCAAACUCAAGAAGAUUUAAACUUCCCACACAGAGAGAAACAACAAUAACAGGACAUCUCCAAUGAACCUAUAUUUCUUACAAAUGAAUACUAGAUUUUAUAACGUUUUGACUUAUAAGUUUUACGUAAGUCCAAAACUGCAGAAUGUAUUCUCGGCAAUUGACGUCUCCUAAAAAAUUAAUGUACUCUGUUGUUGAAACAGCCUUCUGCUUCAUGUACAAUUGUUGUUGUAAUAAAGUUUCUGUGAUUGG
This is a messenger RNA of Arabidopsis arenosa, 1722 nucleotides long. The record is from the annotation of a GenBank genome assembly. NCBI's taxonomy places the organism in Eukaryota, Viridiplantae, Streptophyta, Magnoliopsida, Brassicales, Brassicaceae.